ACUUGGCCAGUGUCGUUCCUACUUGCUGCGAGCUUGUUCGCGUGCAGUCUUGAAACUCAUACAUAUAUCUGAAGAACAUUCUAAGAAUAUCGUGAAAAAACAAAAAAAGAUGCCAGGACAAAGACUAUCAAUCCGAGAUAACGCCGCUCUUGGACGUUUUCAUGGUGUUUCUGCCAGCAAUGGCCAGGCCAUCUCAGAGAAACACAGCGGGUCCAUCGCGAGGAAAGAGAGCGGAUGCUGGCACUGGUUUCAGAGAGCUUGUCCAUGUUGUGUCCGGAGACAGAGCAGCUCGAAUGAUGUGAGCGGUGACGUGGAUGGUGUGGCUCCCGGGGACGUAGAGAAAGAAAGACCGACUCCACCGACUCUCAACGGAGAUACAGAGCUGGACGAGUUGACUCUAGCAGUGCGCUCUGUCGAUCUGCUGAGUGAGAAAUCAGAUCAGAACAAGACGGAGCAUCACACGGAUCAAUACAACAGUGACCAGCUCAUCAUCCGCAGAGGACAGACCUUUCAAAUAGAGCUCGACCUCUCACGACCUUUCAACCCAAACACAGAUAAACUUCACCUGGAAAUGAAGACGGGGUCUCUCCCGCAGGUGUCGAAGAAGACACACAUCAUCAUACCGCUGGUGGACGAGCUCCAGGAUGAACGCUGGGAGGCAAAGAUGGUGGAGCAGAAGGACAACAGGGUGAGGCUUUCUGUCAACUCCCCCGUCACUGCUGUUAUCGGGAAGUACAAGCUGACCAUCACAACACAAAACCUGAAGACGGGCGAAACUACCACGCAUGACCACGACAAAGACAUCUACAUGCUCUUCAAUCCCUGGUGUGAAGAUGACACGGUGUACAUGGAGGGGGAGAAAGAGCUGAAGGAGUACGUCUUAAAUGACACUGGAAGAAUCUACUAUGGCACUGAGAAGCAGAUUGGAGCUCGUACGUGGAACUUCGGCCAGUUUGAUGAAGGGAUUCUGGAGGCCUGUCUGUUUGUGCUGGAUAACAGCGAGGUUCCUCCCUCAGGAAGAGGAGACCCUGUCAGUGUGGUCCGAGUCAUUUCUGCCAUGAUCAAUUCUCCGGAUGACCUUGGUGUUCUGGAGGGAAACUGGUCGGGGGUUUAUGCUGGCGGGACGUCUCCCACGGCCUGGAGUGGAAGUGUUGAAAUCCUCCGGCAGUACCACAGAGAAAGAGGAACGCCCGUCAAAUACGGCCAGUGCUGGGUGUUUUCUGGGGUCACCACCACAGUAUUGAGAUGUUUAGGUAUUCCUACCCGUUCUGUAACUAAUUUCCAGUCUGCACAUGACACGGAUGUGUCCUUGACAACAGAUGUGUAUUUAGAUGAGAAUAUGGAACCAAUCAAUCAUCUCAACUCGGACUCUGUGUGGAACUUCCAUGUGUGGAACGACUGCUGGAUGGCCCGUCCGGAUCUGCCUCCUGGUUUGGGCGGCUGGCAGGCCGUGGACUCCACACCUCAGGAGACCAGUUAUGGGACGUUCCGCUGUGGCCCAGCGUCACUGGCCGCUAUUCGCUCCGGACAGGUCUACCUUAAAUUUGACACCCCUUUCGUCUUUGCUGAGGUGAACAGUGAUAAGAUCUACUGGCAGAGGAACCUGGAUGGCACCUUCAAGCAGAUCCACAGUGAGAAGAAAGCAGUCGGCCACUGCAUCAGCACUAAAGCUGUGGGCUCGGACGAACGUGUCGACAUCACACACCUUUACAAAUAUCCUGAAGGUUCAGAAGAGGAGCGUAUCGCAGUGGAAACCGCCUGUCGCUACGGCUCUAAACCCAACGUCUACUCCAGUCCCAUUGCUGAGGAUGUGCAGGUGGAGGUGAAGAUGGAGGGAGAAGGUCCACGCAUGGGAGGAGACGCUCAGCUGAAGAUCGUGGUGAAGAACAGCAGCUCUCAGCCGCGCAGAACCACCCUCCACAGCCAGGUGGCAGUCAUGUACUACACCGGCGUGCUGAAGGACACCGUGAGGAAGGACACGCUUAAUGUGGAGCUGAACCCACAGGAAGAGAAGACUCUUGACUGGGUGCUGCCAUACACACAGUAUCAGGAUCAGCUGGUGGACCAGGCCGCGCUCAUGCUGACUCUGUCAGGACGGGUCACUGAGACCCAGCAGGUUUUGGCCAAUCAGACCAGCUUUAGACUCCGAACACCUGAUCUCCACAUCGAGCCUAUCGGAGAGGCAUAUGUGGGCAAGGAGAUGUCCGUGAAGAUCACAUUCACAAAUCCUCUUCCUUGUACUCUGCGUGAUGUGGUCAUCCGAGUGGAAGGACUCGGGCUGAGAGACCUCCAUCCCAUCAAAGUCGGGGAUGUGGGCAAACAUGCCAAUGUGACGGUGACGGAGCACUUCGUCCCCUUGAUAGCAGGCAAGAGGAAGCUGGUGGCGUCUCUGGACUGCAGACAGCUGUCGCAGGUGCACGGUGUGACCGACAUCGACGUUCACGAGAGCCAGUGAACUCACUCACACUAUUAGCAUCAUCUAACUGCACAUAUAAAGUGUUUACAUUGAGCCAUGUGGUUAUUUCUUCAAGAAAUAACCCUUCUUUUUCACAUACAAUAGUUCCAACUGUAUGUCCCUGAUCUGAAAUUUGUUUUGAAUUCAUUUUAGACAUAAUUUAUUUAAAAAACUGUAUUGCUUUGAUUUAUUGUGUCUAUUAAAUGUUACUUUAGUUUAGUUGAUCAAAUGGAUCUUUUCAAUGCUGAAAAAGUAAGCUGAUAUAUAAACCUGUAUUAAAAUUUUAUGUGAUGACUGAUAACCUAAAAAUAUAUAUAUUUUAUUGUGGAUAAACAUAUGUAGCUCAUGCAUUUAGUUUCUGUGCAGCUGUAGUGCCUUAUAUUGCAUACUGUUCACAAUGAUGACUAUUAUUGACUCAUUUAAUGUUCCUUUGAGUAAAUGAUUAAUAUUAAUAAUGAUUUCAUAUCGAGCUGCAUUGGUCUGAUGCAUAAUGCUGUUGUAUCCUCACAUCAUUUUGCUAUUACAAAAACUGGGAACCUUCAACUAUGAAAAUAUAUGAAGACCGUAACACUUUAUUGCUUAUUAGGUGUUUAUGGAGAUAAAGGUAGUUUGUUUGUAUUGUUUAUAUAAUGUAUUUAUGGUUUGGAACAAAUGUCAUCUGUGAUUGGAUUAAUUUGUUGAAGAGGUUUACUGAACAAUCUGCUCACACCAAUCAGCUCUGCCUCAAUUAAGAGUGUUGCUGCAUUUCAGAUUGUUUUCCACUAAUUCAUUCACUCAUGGAUAACACAGUGAGGAGUAUAUAUAAAUAAUAUGUUCAUAAAUUCUUUCCCUUUUCUGCAUUGCACACCUGCUCUAACUUGUUUCUUGAUGUGGUUUAAAUAAAUAAAUAAUAAUGUUAAAGUCAAUGGUAAUGCAUAGCAGCAUACUAUUUAUACUAUUUUAUCAUUAUGGAAUCUAUGGGCUGUGUAUUUUCGGUAUUUACCUGUCCUGAAUCUCCUAAUAUAUUAUAUCAAGAUGUGCAGUGUACAAAAAAUAAAAUAAAACACACACACACACACACAUAAUGCAGAUUAUAUGUGGUGUCUCACUCUGAAAUGCAUUUGAUACUUUCCAUUUCUAGUAUGAACAAGUCAGAAACAUGGUCAGGUAUUUAUAUUUAUAUAUAUAAAAUAUCUCAAAAGAGAGGAAUGCGAACAUCUCUCAAAAACAAAGUCGAGUUCUGCAUGGAUUACUAUUUUAUUGGUCCCAAACAGAAAUGAUUUAGCAUUUCAACACUAGGGUCUGAUAAGACAAGGUCACGAUCACGUUUAUUCUAAUCAACAUUAUACAGUAAUGCACCAUUCUUGAUUUAUUUUUAAUUUAAGCUUUUAUUCUAACAAGUGACUUAAUGAGCAAUAGUACGGCUUCAGAGGUUGACUCUUUUACUCACAAGUCCGUUUUUACUUGCUCAUUUGUGUUUAUGAUCACGCUCUUGCAAACGCGUUUAUUUCUAACUCAAACUUUCAUGGAAAAAGUUAAAGUCACGUGACCGUGGUGCAUAAGCUUCGGGAUUCACAAAAGUUGUGUUCAUUUUUAAAGAUUGUCAUGAUAAGCAACAUUAAAAGGGAUAGUUAAAAUACUAUAUCAUAAUAAUAUAUAAUGAAAUAAAACUAUGUUUAUGCGUUUAUAAAUAUA
Carassius gibelio (silver crucian carp) is the source of this 4129-nucleotide messenger RNA. Its product is annotated as protein-glutamine gamma-glutamyltransferase K. NCBI's taxonomy places the organism in Eukaryota, Metazoa, Chordata, Actinopteri, Cypriniformes, Cyprinidae. The record is from RefSeq and is a predicted model, not a curated record. Gene Ontology annotation, molecular function: protein-glutamine gamma-glutamyltransferase activity. The transcript is spliced from 14 exons. Bases 110 to 2455 code for a protein of 781 amino acids. Gene Ontology annotation, biological process: peptide cross-linking.